GUAAAAUCGGUUUUGUGGAUCAAAAUAAAUCUCAUGCCAUUUUCAGUUAACAAGAGUAAUAGGAUAAUAGUAAAGUUAACAAUGCCAACAAAACUUAUCAAAGAUGCCCCUACUCUUUUUAGGUUACUCAAUGGAGUAGUAUGUGUUUUUAAGCCCAGUGGAAUACCUGAAGGAGCUGUUAAGUACUCCCUUCUCACCAAACUUUGCAAUGAAUUGAAUCAGGUGGAAUGCAGACCACCCAAGGAGAUAGUCACUAUAGCAGGAGACACCACAAAGGAGAUGAGGGUCACUGUAUCACCGAGCUAUGCUGAUCAUCCUCUCGUAGUAGGUCCAAGGUAUCAAGAGAAAGACUUCCGCUGUCAAUGGCCCCUUCCUCUUGGAGUUCACACUUCUGGUGUUCUUUUGUUAGGGUUGAAUCAAGGAGUGCGGAUAGUACGGGCGUUAGAGCACGCUCACCAAAUAAGGACGUUUCAUGUGACUGGGCAGCUAGGUCGAGCCACUGAUACAUAUUUUACAGACGGAAAAGUCGUUGAGAGGUCAAAGUUCAAACAUGUCUCUCGAGAAAGAAUGGACAAAUUAUUAGCAUCAAUACAAGCGGCACAUCAGAGGACCAUGUUUGAGCUAUCUGGCGUAGAUAUUCAAUCUCAGGAUGCUUACGAGCUUGCUGUCAAAGGCAUGAUCAGACCUGCAGAUCCCAAUGUGCCGAUGAUUUAUGGUAUCAAGUGUGUGGAGUUCAACCCUCCGGACUUUACAUUAGAAAUCCACUCAACGAACGAGAGUGAGAUCUAUUUAAAGAAGCUGAUAAAUGCGAUUGGCAUCAAACUACACACAGCUGCUGUUUGCUCUGGACUCAGAUGCAUUCGACAUUCUUACUUCACGGUUCAAAACGCACUUUUGCGCAAACAUUGGACUUUGCAACAUGUUAUUGACAACUUACAAGAGAACGAUAAAUUAAUAAGAGCUAAUCCUGACAGGGGAAAUAUUCUCCUGAAUAAACCUCAACUACCGGAUCCGAAUGAUCAGCAAACUCUUAUAGCAUAGAAAAUAACUUGUAAAUAACCCAUGUACUAUAGUCAUUUUUGUAAAUAAACUG
Molecule: messenger RNA, 1093 nt
Organism: Macrosteles quadrilineatus (aster leafhopper)
Lineage: Eukaryota; Metazoa; Arthropoda; Insecta; Hemiptera; Cicadellidae
Product: pseudouridylate synthase TRUB2, mitochondrial
Exons: 5
Coding region: 34-1041 (335 amino acids)
Biological process (GO): RNA processing; pseudouridine synthesis
Molecular function (GO): RNA binding; pseudouridine synthase activity
Source: RefSeq, a predicted model, not a curated record